Messenger RNA from Papilio machaon (common yellow swallowtail), 1971 nucleotides. It is a transcript of the gene Gad1, whose product is annotated as glutamate decarboxylase. Gene Ontology annotation, cellular component: cytoplasm. Lineage: Eukaryota; Metazoa; Arthropoda; Insecta; Lepidoptera; Papilionidae. Gene Ontology annotation, molecular function: carboxy-lyase activity; pyridoxal phosphate binding. Gene Ontology annotation, biological process: carboxylic acid metabolic process. The record is from RefSeq and is a predicted model, not a curated record. Bases 298 to 1920 code for a protein of 540 amino acids. The transcript is spliced from 14 exons.
ACGAGGCAGCAGCUUCCAAAGCUGGUUAAUACAUAAUAGUACCCUGAAAAUCCAUUCAUAUAUGUUAAACAUAUACGAAAUAUAUGUAACUCGCGAACCCAGUUCGUUCACAAAUUGUUUGUUCAACGAUCCCUUUUCCCAUAUAGUAAUUCGUUUCUCAACUAAAAAUAUAUCUUACAAGUAGUGGUUAUAAAACUAAAACAACUUAUAAUCUCUAUAUUAUAUUUAAAUUUAAAGUAUACCGUUAAGCAUCACUUCCACUAAGACUAGAAAUAUCAAAACUAGAAGUUAGCGAAAAUGUCAAAGCUAACUUUGGACGGCUUUUUUUCGUACUGCAAGCAAAUAGCUGAACAUAUCCAGUUGGGCGAGAGAAUGGCGUCCCUGUCCGGUCAGAGCACGCCUAAGCUGACCUCGGCUGUUGGCAACUUGUACUACGACUCCAUCUUGCCGUAUCGCGAGGACGCGAACGCGCAGACGCGGGAGUUCUUGGCGCGCGUCGUCGACGUCCUACUUGACUACGUGCAGCAAGUCAAUGACAGGAAUGAGAAGAUCUUGGAGUUCAAGAUGCCAGAGGAAAUGGAGAAGAUGCUGGACCUGCAGCUGCCGGAGCACCCGCUGCCGCUCAAGCAGCUGCUUGAGGACUGCAAGAUCACGCUCAAGAACCAAGUCAAGACAGGUCACCCGCACUUCUUCAAUCAACUGUCGUGCGGGCUGGACGUCAUCUCUUUGGCGGGCGAGUGGCUGACCGCCGCAGCCAAUACCAACAUGUUCACUUAUGAAAUCGCGCCCGUCUUCAUCCUCAUGGAGAACGUCGUACUCGAGAAGAUGCGCUCAAUGAUCGGCUGGAAGUGUGGGGACUCCAUACUGGCACCAGGCGGUUCGGUGUCGAACCUGUAUGCGUUCCUAGCGGCGCGGCACCACAAGUUCCCACAGUAUAAGGAGAAGGGCCUCUCCAGCAUCCCCGGACAUCUCGUUAUGUUCACCUCCGAUCAGUGCCACUACUCGGUGAAGUCUUGCGCGUCUGUGUGCGGCCUGGGCACCGACUACUGCGUCAGCGUGCCGUCGGAUGAGCGCGGUCGCAUGCUGCCCGCGGAGCUCGAGCGCCUCGUGCGGUACCACAAGGAUCGUGGCAACGUACCAUUCUUUGUAAAUGCGACUUCCGGCACCACAGUGCUAGGCGCUUUCGACCCCCUCAUCGAGAUUGCCGACAUCUGCCAGAAAUAUGACAUGUGGAUGCAUGUUGAUGCCGCUUGGGGAGGUGGUCUGCUGUUCUCUAAGAAGUACCGUCACCCUCGCCUUACUGGCAUCGAACGUGCAAACUCGGUGACUUGGAACCCACACAAGCUGAUGGGCACACUUCUGCAAUGCUCCACCGUGCAUUUCAGGCAUGAGGGCAUCUUACUGAGCUGCAACGAGAUGGCGGCGGAGUACCUGUUCAUGACGGACAAGAUCUACGACCCGCGGUACGACACCGGUGACAAGGUCAUCCAGUGCGGCAGACAUAAUGACAUUUUCAAGCUUUGGCUGCAGUGGAGGGGCAAGGGUACGUCCGGCUUCGAGCGUCUCAUGGACCGUCUGAUGGAGCUGUCGGAGUACAUGGUCCGCCGCAUCCGCGAGCAGCCCGACAAGUUCUACCUCAUUCUGGAGCCAGAGAUGGUGAACGUCUCCUUCUGGUAUCUGCCCAAACAGCUUCGCGGCCUCCCGCAUAAUCGGGACAAGGAGAUCAAGUUAGGCAAGGUGUGCGCGAAAUUGAAGGGCCGCAUGAUGCAGUCGGGCACGCUGAUGGUGGGUUACCAGCCUGAUGACAGGCGUCCCAACUUCUUCCGCAACAUCAUCUCAUCUGCGGCCGUCACCGAGCGCGACGUCGACUUCCUGCUCGCUGAGAUGGACCGCCUCGGACAGGACAUCGUUGUUGAUUAGGCACAUCACUUUAUUUAUUAUCUGUACCUUUUUCACUAUCGUUAUUUAAUC